AUGUAUAUAGUGGUGUGUGACUGCGCAGAGGCUGAAGUCACCCGUGCUGGUGGAGCAGUAGACGACGGUGUUGGCUCGAUUAACUACCACACAACCCACAGCUGUGCCAAUCCCACGCUCCUGCCAUCCACAGAUGCUGCAGUUGGGGAGGUCUGCACCAACUCUCAAGGAUAUCAGCUGUGCGUAGCGAAGGCUGUGGAGGCUGUGGAGGGAGGCUCAGCCAAUCUUACCUGCAGAUUCGCGUUCCCGGAAUCUAAGAAGCCGAGCAGCAUCAGUGUCAUAUGGAGAAUUGGAAACUUUCUCGGGCAUUCCAUCUUCGAGAAUACAGACAACCGGACCUUUGUCGACGAGCUCUUCGCGAACCGCCUGACCCUGAUGGGGAAUCCUGACAAAGGCGAGGCUUCGAUACAGAUUAGGGAAGUCAGGCGCAGCGACCAAAAUACGUACUACUGUCGAAUAAUGUUACACACGGAGUCACAGGAAAUGCCGUUUGAAAUCACAAAAGGGACCAAUCUAAUCAUACAAGAUGCUGGAAUUGGGGAGAUCUGCAGCAGCUUGAACAGCUACGAGGUAUGCGUAGAGAGGGCUGUGGAGGCUGUAGAGGGAGGCUCCACCACUCUUCCCUGCAGAUUCGCCUUCCCCGAAUCCGAGAAGCCGAGCAGCAUCAGUGUCAUAUGGAGAAUUGGAAAAUUUAUCAGGGAGUCUAUCUUCGAAAGGACGGACAACCAGACCCAUGUCCACGAGCUCUUCACGAACCGCCUGACCCUGGUGGGAAAUCCUGACAAACACGAGGCUUCGUUACAGAUCAAUGGCGUGAGGCACAGCGACCAGAAUACAUACUCCUGCCGAAUAAUAUUACACAUGGAGUCGCAGGAAAUUCCGUUUGAGAUCAUGGAAGGAACCGAUUUGGUGAUACAAGCUAUUUAG
Petromyzon marinus (sea lamprey) is the source of this 927-nucleotide messenger RNA. The record is from RefSeq and is a predicted model, not a curated record. Lineage: Eukaryota; Metazoa; Chordata; Hyperoartia; Petromyzontiformes; Petromyzontidae.